Molecule: messenger RNA, 2458 nt
Organism: Tribolium madens (black flour beetle)
Lineage: Eukaryota; Metazoa; Arthropoda; Insecta; Coleoptera; Tenebrionidae
Product: zinc finger protein GLIS2 homolog
Exons: 3
Coding region: 1399-2322 (307 amino acids)
Biological process (GO): smoothened signaling pathway; regulation of transcription by RNA polymerase II
Cellular component (GO): nucleus
Molecular function (GO): DNA-binding transcription factor activity, RNA polymerase II-specific; RNA polymerase II cis-regulatory region sequence-specific DNA binding
Source: RefSeq, a predicted model, not a curated record
GAGAAGAGAUUUACCACAUUUUGAAAAAAAAAAAAAAUUAAACCAUGUAUGUUUUUUCUGGCAGCAUUCAGUGUUAGACAUCUUAUAAGCAUAACAAAAUAAAAAAACACAUCUUUUAAAUAAUACUUUAAAAAAUAGUUUCCAAGUUCCAAAGUCCAUUUCUUCCGGAUUUACCUUAUGCAACUGAAUUAAACUGAAUUAAAAGUCUAAUAAGAGUCAUGUAAAAAAAGGUAAAUGAAAUAAUCAUAAAGUCUUCAAUUCGAAUUCUCCUCGUUAUCAGAUUCAUCAAUUGCGACCAAUUUAAAAAAAUCUUCUAGAACAUGCCUAGUAAUAUCCGCUAAUUGCACGACAGUCGAUAAAAACAGACACAACAACUCAUCAUAAUAAUUAAUAAAUUAUAAUUCAUGGCUUAUUUCUGUCGAUUAGGAAAAAAGAAUCAAUGCAUUUGCUCAUUUCUUGGACAUUUUUUAUUUGCUUAUUAAUAGACCAACUCCUACUGAUAAAAUUCGACAAAAAUAGUCCCCCACGUGCGUCAUAUUAUUGCCCGUUCCGUGUGGUACCCAAAAAACGCGUGUUUUCCGUCCAUUUCCUUGAUGUCCAAUUCGUGUUAAUGUGUAAAUAAGAUUACAAUGCAGUAAUUUGACCCCCCGAUCCGGUUAUUCCCAGUUUCCAAUCAGUGAUACUAAAUACGAAAAAUUACAACAUCAAUUGUGUUGCAAUUUACUCAAUCUCGGUUGGGGGCUUUGUGAUAAUUUAUCUCGAGCCAAAAAUACAUCCAUUGUGAAAUUUUCACGUAAAGUGUGAUCAAAAAACAAUUUCGAUUGAAUUGUUUACAUCCUGUGUAGACACCUCACCGGAAAUUGAUAAGAGAUUACUCGAUUCCAUGAAUGAGGUGUUAACAGAUCAUUCAUAAACGUAGCUGUUAUCAGAAAGUAGUAUCAAGGUGAUAAGGAGGAUGCACCUCUGAGAAAAAAUUGUGAAAAUUAUUGCGACUUGUGGAAUUAUUUCGACGGUUAUCAGCGACUUGAAACCAGUUACGGGGUCAAUAAAUGAGCAACGUUUAUCAAGCCCCUCUGACCAUAAAAACCAGCAAACUAGAAUUUUCUAGUUAGUAUCGACUUUAGAAUGACUUUCUUCAGACUUAUCUUAAGUCUACUUUGCCCCCCGCCAAUCCCAAACCAAUCAAAUCCAAAUGGUAACAAGACGUUUAUUAUCAAUAUUUAAAUUUACACAAUAUGAUUAUUUUUAUACUUGAAACAAAACAAAUUUCAAGUGGUUUGUUCCUCUCCUCGAGUGGAUCAGAAAGAGAUAGAGAUGGAUGUGUUCUUAUCACAACUUAUAUAAACUGAAAUUUCUCCCGAUUUGUCUUAUUUGAAAUCAGAAGUUGGUGCCAGCAAAAUGCUUUUGUUUGACUGCAGAAUGAUCGAGGGCCAACCCCUCCACUACUACUACCAACCCUACCCUGAAUAUUUCUACCCCUACAAAAUGGAAAUUAAUGAAAUUAGAGAAGACAUAAUCGUCCCCAGUUCACCCAAUAGCACUCAGAGCGACAGUGAUAACUCCCUAUCGAGCAUCGAAGUCUCCCCUAAACCAAUCCGGGCCCGGAGCGUCAUCCAACACACCCCCAAAAGCCCCAAAACAAACGAAGUCCGAUGCGGGUGGAAGUCCUGCGGGAUCACUUUCGACUCCCUAGACCAACUCGCCAGUCACGUGACCAAAAUCCACGCAUCCAGUGGCCCCGGAGGAUUAUUCUAUUGCGGGUGGGAAGGCUGCUCCAGAAAUAGCAAGGGAUUCAAUGCUAGGUACAAAAUGUUGGUACACGUGCGAACACACACGAACGAAAAACCGCACCAGUGCUACCAAUGUGACAAAUCCUUUUCGCGCGCUGAAAAUUUGAAAAUCCACUCGAGGUCACACAGCGGGGAAAAACCGUACGUGUGUCCGGUUCCGGGCUGUAACAAGGCGUACUCGAAUUCCAGUGAUCGGUUUAAGCACACUAGGACGCACCAAGUUGAGAAACCUUACCAAUGCAAAGUCCCCGGGUGCCCCAAGAGGUACACUGAUCCCAGUAGUCUCCGGAAACAUGUCAAGACCUACAAACAUUUCGUCGACAAGGUGGAUGAAAAUGUCAAAAAUAACAGUAUUGAGAAGGUACAAGAAGCGCAUUCGUGCGAUUGCACACACAUGUGUUGCGCGGGGAAGGAUAAGGUCCGGUUCGGGGGUUUGAUUGGGUACAUGACGGAAAGUCCGUACUUUUUCGCACCCCAGCAGGAAAUGGAUGUGGACGUGCCGUUGGAUUUGAGUAUUAAUAGGAAAGUUUGACUUUUAAGAGUAUUGUGUUUGUUAGAGUAGAUCGUAUUUAUUUUAUUUAAUUUUGUUAAUGGCAAUAAGACAUUGUGAUAACCUUUUUAUAUUUAUUGAUGCAGAGCUCUGCUUAUUUAAUAAAAAUGAAACCAGU